AUCCUGUAUUAACGAGUUGCGUGCGAAGUCAGACGUUGUAUUUCUUUGAAUAACUAUCAAAUCCAUUUUCUGUGCUGCUGUUGAUGGCCUCGUUUGGCUGGAAGAGGAAGAUCGGGGAGAAGGUUUCUAAGGCGGCUGUGCAGCAGUUUGAGGCGGAGUCAGAAAAGGUGGCGGAAGAUGCAGAGUUGGAAGGAGUUGACUGGCUGCAUGCAAUCAAACGCAAGCGAGAGGUGCUCUUAGAGGACUGCGCAGACAAGAGUAAGAGGCUAAAGGAUGAGGGAGCACGGCUGGCUGAGCAGGGCAGACACUGGGAAGCAGUGAAGAAAUGGGAUGAGGCCAUCCAGCUGUCCCCUGAAGAGGCUCCACUGUAUGAGAUGAAGUCACAGGUGCUGACCAUUCUUCAAGAGGUCUUUCCUGCAGUACAGGCAGCAGAGAUGGCAGUGAAACUGCGCCCGAGCUGGUGGGAGGCGUGGCAGACCUUGGGCCGUGCCCAACUAAGCCUCGGGGAGGUUGAACUGGCAGUGCGGUCCUUCCAGGUGGCGGUUCAUCUACAUCCAAUAGAGCGCCCCCUGUGGGAGGAAGACUUGAGCUGGGCGCUGCGUCUCCAGGAGCAGAAACGUGUCGCUCAGCAGAAAGCUGCGCUAGAAGACGAGACACGGCAGGUUGUCGAAGAAGCCCCCGAACUGCAACAAGAUUAUGAGGACUUUGAAAGCGAUGAGGUCAUCGCUGCCUGCACAGCCAUAGCGGAGCGCCAGAAAAGAUUCGAGGACCUAAAGAAGACAGCAGUUGUUGUAGACGCUCGGGGCGUUGCUAUGGAAACGGUAGUUGGGGAUGAUGACAGACCUGCUUCCUCUUCAGAGAAUGCUUUAGUGAAAGCCAGAGCAGUGUAAGUAGAGACUGGGAUGCUUUUUGUUGCAAUAUUUGUACACUGUUGUAGAAUAAUGUGCAUGGACUUUCAAGGGUUACCUCAUAGAGGGUAUCGUGGAAUAUAUGGAUUGUAAACUAUGAUUUCUUGUUCACUGAAGUGGAAAUGCCUGAUGCUGUUUGUAGUGAUAUGUGCAUUCUUUUCAAGAUGUCCCUUUGAUUGCACAAAACCUAAUAAAAUCUUUGAAUAAAAUCCUAAAAUCUU
Pygocentrus nattereri (red-bellied piranha) is the source of this 1129-nucleotide messenger RNA. It is a transcript of the gene ttc33, whose product is annotated as tetratricopeptide repeat domain 33. Gene Ontology annotation, molecular function: protein binding. Lineage: Eukaryota; Metazoa; Chordata; Actinopteri; Characiformes; Serrasalmidae. The record is from RefSeq and is a predicted model, not a curated record. The transcript has 5 exons. Bases 84 to 890 code for a protein of 268 amino acids.